ACAUGUGUCAUUUAGUUUUUUAAAUUUUAAACCUAAAACAAAAAGGAUGUAAACAUACUUUUUUUUGUAAAGUAGUUCAAAGAAGGGCAAUUGAACUCAAAAUUUAAAAACCUUCAGUUAGUUUAAUCCAUCUUGGGAAAAAGAAUUGAGCGAAGGAUUUAAAUUCUUGAUGUUAUUGACACUUUUCUGUUUAUUUGUAUUUUGAGGUUAAGCACCCCUGUUAUAAAUACUUUUCAUUUUUGGAGCUUUUUUUUUUAUUAAAAAAGGAGAAAAAUGACGGCUGUAAAUUUACCACAAAAGAAAUACUACAGACAAAGGGCACAUUCCAAUCCCAUUGCUGAUCAUUGUAUAGAAUACCCUUUGAAUCCAGACGCGAUGAAUUGGAACGACUUGUAUCCAACAUUAGCCGAAACGAAUGAUAAAGAAUCUGAAAUUAAAGAGAUGACUAAGCAAGUGGAGUUCGCUGACAUUGGUUGCGGAUAUGGUGGAUUAUUGAUUACAUUGUCACCGAUGUUUCCUGAUAAUUUAAUUGUUGGCAUGGAAAUCAGGGUCAAAGUCUCGGAUUAUGUGAUGGAUCGAAUUUCAGCAUUACGCCAUCAAUAUCCCGGACAAUAUCAAAAUGUUGCUUGCAUAAGAACGAAUGCCAUGAAAUAUUUGCCGAAUUAUUUUCACAAAGGACAGCUGAAGAAAAUGUUCUUUCUUUAUCCCGAUCCUCAUUUCAAGAAGGCUAAACAUAAAUGGCGAAUUAUUAAUCAAACACUAUUAGCCGAAUAUGGAUAUGUUCUCGCAGAAAAUGCAAUUGUAUAUACGAUGACUGACGUUAAAGAUUUACAUGAAUGGAUGGUUCAUCAUUUCGAGGAGCAUCCGUUAUUUAAAAGAAUUCCUGACGAUCAACUUAACGAUGAUCCAAUUGUCGAGAAAUUAUACGAGAGUACAGAAGAAGGACAGAAAGUGUCGCGAAAUAAAGGAGAUAAAUUUUUAGCUGUAUUUAAGCGAAUUUGUGAUCCCUUCGAACAAGAAGGAAGUUGAUAAGAUGAGAAAAUUUUAUUUUAAAAUAAACCAUCCUCUUUUUUUUAAAGUUAA
Molecule: messenger RNA, 1083 nt
Organism: Leptopilina heterotoma
Lineage: Eukaryota; Metazoa; Arthropoda; Insecta; Hymenoptera; Figitidae
Product: tRNA (guanine-N(7)-)-methyltransferase
Exons: 6
Coding region: 274-1029 (251 amino acids)
Biological process (GO): tRNA methylation; RNA (guanine-N7)-methylation
Cellular component (GO): tRNA methyltransferase complex
Molecular function (GO): tRNA (guanine(46)-N7)-methyltransferase activity
Source: RefSeq, a predicted model, not a curated record